Micromonas commoda is the source of this 1680-nucleotide messenger RNA. RefSeq lists its product with no specific name. The transcript has 2 exons. The coding region runs from base 1 to 1680 and encodes 559 amino acids. Gene Ontology annotation, biological process: protein phosphorylation. The record is from RefSeq and is a predicted model, not a curated record. Gene Ontology annotation, molecular function: ATP binding; protein kinase activity. NCBI's taxonomy places the organism in Eukaryota, Viridiplantae, Chlorophyta, Mamiellophyceae, Mamiellales, Mamiellaceae.
AUGGCAAAGUCUGACGCGGUCGCGGUCGCGGGUCGCCCCAACAGCAUCGACGAGCUCGACAUGGAGCGCGGCGCGUGCGUCCUCGCGCCCAAGUACUCCGCCACGCUCGUCCGCGAGCGCGCGCUGGACGGCCCGGGAGAGACGCUCAAGACGCUGGCGCGGGGAGUCGAGAUCGUCACAGCCGCCGGCGUGUUCGUCUCCGGCCUCAUCCUCGACAACUUCCGCAAGACCGAGGACGUCGUGUCGAGGUCCGAGCAGCUCCGCGUUCAGCUCGCGGAGCUCGGCCCGAGCUUCGUGAAAGCCGGCCAGGUGCUCGCCAACCGCCCGGACAUCGUCCGAGCCGACUACAUGGAGCAGCUGACGAAACUGCAAGACGACGUGCCCCCAUUUCCCAAUGCAAAGGCGUUUGAAAUCAUGGAACAGGAGCUCGGGCGGCCGAUAUCGGAGGUUUACUCGGACAUCUCGUCCGAGCCCAUCGCCGCGGCGUCGCUGGGUCAGGUGUACCGCGGCAGGUUGCGCGCCACGGGGGAAGAGGUGGCGAUCAAGGUGCAGCGUCCGGGUAUCGAGCCGAUCAUCUAUCGCGAUUUGGUCCUCUUUCGCGCGCUCGCCGCGUUCGUCAACCAGGUUUCCAUGCGACGUUUGGGGUGCAACGCGCAGCUCAUCGUGGACGAGUUCGGGGAGAAGCUGCUCGAGGAGCUCGACUACUUUUAUCCCGAGGCGAGCGGCGCGCGGAUGCUCACGAUGGAGUGGAUCGACGGCGUGCGGUGCACGGACCCGGCGGGGAUCAGGGCGGCGGGCGUUGACGUCGACAACUUCAUCCGCGUCGGCGUGAUGUCCGGCUUGCGACAGCUCCUCGAGUUUGGCCUCUUUCACGGCGAUCCCCACCCGGGGAACAUAUUCGCGCUCAAAGACGGUCGCAUCGCGUACGUGGACUUUGGUAACGUCGCGCAGCUGUCGCAGACGAACAAGGAGGUGCUCAUCGACGCGGUGGUGCACGCGGUGAACGAGGACUACGACGCCAUGGCGGGUGAUUUCAUCCGGCUGGGUUUUUUAUCGCCCGGCACCGACGUCAGGCCCAUCGUCCCGGCGCUGGAGUCCAUCUGGCAGGACGCGCGGACGGCGUCGCUGUCGAGCUUCAACUUUCGCACCGUCACCGCCGCGUUCAACGAGCUGGUGUACCAGUACCCGAUUCGCAUUCCGGAGAGGUUCUCGCUCGUGAUCCGAUCCUUAUUAACCCAAGAGGGAAUCUGCAUGACGCUCAAACCGGAGUUUAGGUUUCUCGAGGUGGCGUACCCGUACGUGGCCAAGAGGCUGCUCACCGAUCGCGACGCGAGGCUGAGGGAGAGGCUCAUACAGGUGCUGUUCAAGCAGGGCAAGUUCCAGUGGACGCGGCUGGAGAACUUGGUGGAGCUGGCGCAAGAGGGCGCCGGGGAGUUGGACCUCACCGACACCGUCUCCGACGGAGCCCAGCUGCUCAUCACGGACGAGACGCUCCGAACGCAGCUCAUCCUCGCGCUGACCGAGGACGACAGGCUGCACGUGGACGAGGUGGCGAGGCUGCUGAGGGUGCUGCAGGGCGGGGUGAAGGUGGACAGGCUGGCGCAGACGGCGACGACGGAUGGACCCGCGUUUUUGAGGAAGAUGGCGCUGUCGUGGAGCGAGUCGGUGCUUCGACCGUGA